Molecule: messenger RNA, 6283 nt
Organism: Silurus meridionalis
Lineage: Eukaryota; Metazoa; Chordata; Actinopteri; Siluriformes; Siluridae
Gene: ptprz1a
Product: protein tyrosine phosphatase receptor type Z1a
Exons: 30
Coding region: 174-5594 (1806 amino acids)
Biological process (GO): peptidyl-tyrosine dephosphorylation
Molecular function (GO): protein tyrosine phosphatase activity; protein binding
Source: RefSeq, a predicted model, not a curated record
CGGUUUGGACCCGCAAACUGCGCGGAAUGGCGUUUGUGUGGACACCGUGACAGGGACGUCAAACUCCUGCAUCAAACAAAUGUGUUUUUUUUAUUGUGUUCGCCCGACGUGGAGCUUCCUGCUGUCUCACUGAUCCCGACGGUGUCCCAUCACACAUUUUGUGCGAGAAGAAUAUGGAAACACCGGAGAGCAAAUGUCUACUUUCGCUGCUCCUGUUAGUCAUCUGUCAACUAGUGGAUGUGGCUCAACCCUAUGGAUUCAGAUCACAAAAGAAGCUUGCAGAAAACAUAGACUGGUCCUAUGCAGGAACAUUAAACCAAAACAAAUGGCACAAGAAAUACCCAUCAUGCAAUAAUGCCAAGCAGUCACCAAUAAACAUAGAGGAGAGCCUGGUGCAGGUCAAAGCUCAGUUUCAGAAGUUGAGGCUCGAAGGCUGGGACCAGCAGACCUCAGAGUCCACAACAGUAAAAAAUGAUGGCAAGACAGUGACAAUAGAUGUGGGUGGUGAAUUCAGUGUAAGUGGAGGGGGUUUGAGGUCCACGUUUAGGGUGGGCCGCAUUACUUUUCACUGGGGCCGCUGCAAUGCCUCUUCUGAUGGCUCUGAGCAUGGCCUUAAUGGAGUCAAAUUCCCCUUGGAGAUGCAGAUAUAUUGUUAUGAAGCCAAUAAUCAUCAGACUAUAGAUGAUGCCCUGCGGUCUGGAGGACAGAUUACUGCUCUUGCUGUAUUGUUUGAGGCAAGUGUUGAAGACAACGAAAACUACGAAGCCAUCAUUGAUGCAGUCAACAGUGUAAGAAGAUAUGGAAAGAGUAGCAGUGUAUCUCCGUUCGUUCUACAAGGCCUCCUGCCGAACUCCACGGAGAAGUACUUCAUCUAUAAUGGCUCACUCACGUCUCCCCCUUGCCAUGAGAAUGUGGAGUGGAUUAUUUUUAAAAACACAGUGUUCAUCUCUGAACCACAGUUGGAGAUGUUUUGUGAGGUGAUGACCAUGCAGCAGUCCGGUUAUGUGAUGUUGAUGGACUACUUGCAGAAUAAUUACAGAGAGCAGCAGCCUCAAUUCAUGGGCCAGGUCUAUUCUUCAUACACCGGCACUGAAGAGAUCCUCACACCCAUUUGUAGCUCAGAGCCAGAGAAUGUGCAGGGAUAUCCACAUAACUACACGGGUCUGCUAGUGAUGUGGGAGAGGCCGCGGGCUGUGUAUGACGCAAACAUUGAGAAAUACUCUGUCACCUAUCGUCAGGCACAAGGAGACGAUCCACCUACAUUUGAGUACCUCACUGACGGAGACCAGGAUGUGGGGGCCAUCAUCCAGGACCUGGAAACCAACACCAGCUAUGUAGUGCAGGUGGUGGCGGUGUGUACUAAUGGUCUGUAUGGACGUCAGAGUGAUGAGCUGAUAGUGGACAUACCUGUGAUUGACCCUGAAACAGACCCUGACCCCUUUGAACCUGAUGGAGAGGAUGACUAUCCUAGCACUCCCUUGUGGGUCCAGCCUGACUCAAACCAGGCACCCUAUCCAGUGCAAACCACUACAUCCAGUCCCAGGUUUACUGCAACUGAGCGCCAUGUCUCUCCAUCAUUUGGCCCCAAAACAACACCAAAGUCUUCUGAAAAUUAUUAUCAGGAUGUUUCUGUAACUUCUAAACCCACACCACUACAACCCACUACAUUGUUGACUACUGUCAGCACUACUAAAACAAAACAGCCUGUUCCUCCAGUUUUUGAUGUUAAAACCACCCCAAAAUCUACUGAAUAUCCUUACCAAGGCAUUCCAGAUAAACAAACUACCAUAUAUAGUCCUAUUAGUACAUUUAAAAGUACAACAGAGCAGCCUGUUCCUCCAGUUUUUGAUAUUAAAACAACUGCAGCAAGUACUGAAAACCAUUACCAAGACAUUCUAGAAAAACAGCCUGCCCAACUGACUACCAUGAGCCCUGCAGCAAAUUUGACCACAGAAUUACUCGUUUCUGAGUCAGAUUAUAGCAGCAUAGCACCAAGUGUGGUCUCAGAAGUUCUUACUGACAGUUCAGUGGCUCAUAGAGUAAAAAUAAGUCCACAUGAUGCAGCAGCCACGUCAACCUCAGUGGCAGAGGAGGGGAAGUUCACUGAUUCAAUUGGCUAUGGGGAAAUCACUAUUUCUUCUACAGAUCCAGCCUCCUCCUUCCCUCAAACAGAGGUCCAAGUGCAGAGUACAACUCCCACUGUGCCUCUCCCCACAACCACCACUGCUUCUGGUGGUGUUCUUUCACCAGAGUUCAAUGGUGAGAACUCUCCCACUACGACCCCUGUGUGUGACUCCCAGCUCUGCCUGCAUGCUAUUCCUGUGUCCAUCCCCUCUAGCUCUUUGUUGUCUGAGUCUGUAUCUACCCCAGCCUGGGACAUUAUGUAUGCUACACAGUCUGUCCCCCACUCGCUCUCCUACCCUGCACUGUCCAGCUCUCCCUCCAGCUCUGUGUCUUAUUGGAAUGUGGACUCUGUAUUUAGUGGUGAUGAUGGUGAUGAUGGUGACAUGUUGUCUGGGUCGGCCUCAGGUGCCACCUUAUAUAACAGUACUAUCCCCCUUCAAACAUUACCCAACUCAACUGACUCUGAACUUUCUGUGUGGUUCAACAAAGAGCAGAAUAUUUCUCACAUCUCCAAGAUCUUUAGCACUGUGUCUCCAUCUCUGCAGUCAUCAGGUGCCUUAUCUAGUGACUACUCUUCUUACUUCACCUCCUCUCUCUUACACAAUCUGGUGGAGUUUUCAGAUUUUUCUGUGGUACCUCUUAAUGUUGGUCAAAGUAGUGAUGAUGUUUCUCGCAUCUCGCCGCAUGUUUCAAGUUCUGCAAAAUCAUUGUUUUUAUACCUAAUGCCCUCCUCAUCAAUAAGUGACAUGUCUAGUGUAAUAGAGGGCCAUCCAUCUUUCUCCACUGUUGGAACUAAUGGAUACAGUUCAACACACUUGGACCUAUCUUUUCCCACAGAGCCUACAUGCCACCUGCAAUUCUCUGUUACAGCCAACAUGAACAGUAUCACAAGAAGUGAAAGUUCACAGGUUCUUGGAUCCUAUGUUUCACUGGCGCCCACUAAAGUGUUGCCAACCUCGGUCCCAGAGGCUACAUCAAUACUCACACAAUCAGCUGAUGGGUUUCUGGAUAGCAGUGCCUCAGGCUGGGUGGUGGAUCAAGAUUGGUCUCAGAGCUCAGCUUCAGGAGAUGGGAGUCCCGCUCCUUCCUUACCCAGUGUCUUCUCCACUGAAGGACAAGUUGAGGAGGUGGAGCUGGAGGAACACUCUUCAUCUUUCUAUUUCGAGAGUGAGAAUUUGUCAGAGAGAGAGGCUACCAUAUUUAAUGUUUCCCUUCACCCCAGCCCUACCCUGGCACUGGGGGGUGUGGAGGAAGAAAACAGCGGAUCUGGAGAGAACCUUACAGAUAAUGAGACAUCCUCUGAUUUCAGUAUCCCAGAGCAUGCUAACAGAGAUUCAAAGGACGAACCAGUGGAAGAUGCCAGUAACAGUAGUCAUGAGUCUAGGGUGGGUCUGGUGUCCAGUGUGGAGCAUCGAAAGAAGGCUGUGGUUCCUCUGGCUGUGAUCUCGACCCUCACUUGCCUCUGCCUUAUCAUGCUAAUUGGCAUUCUCAUCUAUUGGAGGAUGUGCUUUCAGACUGCUCAUUUCUACAUAGACGACAACACAUCCCCUAGAGUCAUAUCCUCCUCUUCUCCUAUGCUAAGUCACACAGAUGAGCAUGAACCUCUUUCAUCGGAACAAUUUGUCCAACAUGUUACAGAACUUCAUGACACCAAGUCCUUCUACAGAGAGUUUGAGAUUUUGAAAGAAUAUUUUGAGGAGAUUCAGUCAUGCACUGUGGAUCUAGAAACUACAACGGACAGCUCCAUUCACCCUGAUAACAAGAGCAAGAACCGAUAUGUCAACAUUUUAGCCUAUGACCACAGUAGAGUCAGACUCUUAACCCACACUGAUAAAGAUGGAACGAGUGAAGGGGACUAUAUCAAUGCCAACUAUGUGGAUGGUUUUAAUAAACCGAGGGCUUACAUAGCAGCUCAGGGCCCCCUGAAGUCGAGCACUGUGGACUUCUGGAGGAUGGUGUGGGAGCAGAAUGUUGGCAUAAUCGUCAUGAUCACAAAUCUGGUGGAGAAAGGCAGAAGAAAAUGUGACCAGUACUGGCCAUUGGAAAGUCAAGAAGAAUAUGGCCACUUCCUUGUGACUGUUAAGAGCACCAAGAUCAUGGCUUAUUACACCCAAAGAACCUUUACCAUACGAAACACACAUGUAAAGAAGGCUUCUCAGAAAGCUCGUGCUAAUGAAAAGACAGUAGUGCAGUACCACUACACUCAGUGGCCAGAUACUGGUGUGCCUGAGAGUGUUUUGCCUGUACUCUCAUUUGUCCGCAAAUCCUCUAGAGCCUGGACACAGGACAUGGGGCCCAUUGUGAUACACUGCAGUGCUGGUGUGGGGAGAACAGGCUCAUACAUUGUCCUGGACAGUAUGCUGAAGCAGAUAGAAGAGCAGGGUCAGGUGAACAUCAUAGGCUUUCUCAAACACAUCCGUACUCAGAGGAACUACCUGGUGCAAACUGAGGAGCAGUACAUCUUCAUCCAUGAUGCACUGGUGGAAGCAAUCCUAAGUGGAGAGACAGAUGUGCCCGCUAGCCGUAUUCAUAGUUAUGUUAACGACCUGCUCACUACAGGACCUUCAUGCACAAUGUGCCUGGAAAAGCAGUUUAAGCUGGUGAGUCAGGCAAAUACCAAGCAAGGUGAUUUCACUGCUGCUUUAAAAGACUGCAACAAAGAUAAGAACAGAACCUGCUCGUUGAUACCUAUGGAUAGAUACAGAGUAUGUUUGUCUGCAACAUCAGAAGAGACCUCAGACUACAUCAAUGCUUCUUAUAUUAUGGGAUAUCAGAACAGCAAUGAGUACAUCAUUACUCAGAGUCCUCUGCCGAACACUGUGAAAGAUUUCUGGAGGAUGAUUUGGGACCACAAUGCCCAGAUCAUUGUCUCACUGCCUGAUAGCACCAGCUUGACAGAGGAAACAGAGCCCAUGGUGUUCUGGCCUAGAAAAGACCAGCCUGUUAGAUGCAAAAUGUUCACUGUGUCCUUAAGAGGGGAGGAGCAUGUGUGUCUGUCUAAUGAGGAGAAGCUGAUUGUACAGGAUUAUAUCCUAGAAGAUUCCCAGGAUGACUACGUACUGGAAGUGAGGCAUUACCGUGCUCCUCGUUGGCCAAACCCAGACAGUCCAAUCAGCAAGACUUUUGAGCUUAUCAGCGUAAUUCGAGGGGAGCAGGCCACUAAAGAAGGCCCCAUGGUUGUACAUGAUGAUUGUGGUGGUGUGACAGCUGGGACUUUCUGCACCCUCUACACCCUGCUCCAACAUUUAGAGGCUGAAGGCUCUGUGGAUGUUUACCUGGUGGCUAAGAUGAUUAACCUGAUGAGGCCUGGGAUCUUCACUGACAUUGAGCAGUAUCAGUUCCUCUACAAAGCCAUUUUGAGUCUGGUCGGUACCCAAGAAGAUGAAAAAGCCUUCCAGUCCUCCAGAAACACCACCACAUUCCCAGGAGGCACUGCAAGUGCUACAGACAGUCUGGAGUCCCUGGUGUAACCAUAGCAAUGAGUGUAUAUGCAGCUCUCAGCUCUCCAUGCUGCUUUUUAUUUUUUUAUUUAUUUUUUUUUUUUUACCUGAUCACAUCCCACAUGCACAUGAGCUCACCAAACACAGUGCCAUGCUGGAACUUGAUAUGUGCCUUUGUGUGGUAAUUACAAAUCAGAAUCAGUUUAAUGUUAGACUUACAUAGUCUAUGGCUCAUCUUUAUACUAACAGCUUUCUAAUUUGUCAAAGGAGUUUCAUAUUUAUUGGCAAUACAGCUUCAUGCAAGGGCAGCGUCACUUGUUAAUAAGGCUUAUUUUUAGACCAUAGAUUGUAGCAAACUAGAGCCACAUAGUUUUUUUUUUGUUUUUUUUACAUAAUGUAAAUACAAAGACGGUGGCUUUUUCAGUCACACUUCUCAAAAAAAAUGAAAUAAUGUUUUAAUUUGUAAAUAUUAUAGCAACCAAGUCAAUGGACCAAAUUUCUAUUUAUAUGGCUAGAUUUUUAUAUUUUACUACUGUUAAGGCUGUAGUGCUUUACACCUUAUGUAUGAACACAAAUAAUGUAGAGAAACGGUUAUGUUCUAAUACGAUUUCUGAAGUCUCAGUGUUACACUCUCACUGAUUUAACGUGAACAAUACUCACACUCUAGUUUCUGCUAUAUGUAGAAGUAAACAAAAAUAAAAUGAAAGUUUUGUUUUAAA